Dendrobium catenatum is the source of this 780-nucleotide messenger RNA. RefSeq lists its product as uncharacterized. Lineage: Eukaryota; Viridiplantae; Streptophyta; Magnoliopsida; Asparagales; Orchidaceae. The transcript has a single exon. The coding region runs from base 1 to 780 and encodes 259 amino acids. The record is from RefSeq and is a predicted model, not a curated record.
AUGGCGACAUCGCUCUCAGCCUCCUCCUCUACAGCUGAACGACCCUCCAGCACUCUGGCAGAAAUCUCUCCGAUCUCCCCUUCCCUCAAGUUUGUAGUCUCCAAUCUCAAGACUCUUGUUCUUAAUCAACUCUCAUCGGAUAAUUAUCCGAUUUGGCGCCAUCAGAUCAUUAAGCUCCUUAGAGCCAAUGACUUCGAUCAAUUUUUGGCCCCGCCGACUCAUUCUGCCGACUCUUCCGAACCUUCUACCGCCUUGAUCCAUAAGAACCGGCGUAUCACAGAUCAGAACCUUCAGGCGGCCCUUUGCUCGACGAUAUCUCCAACGGUGCUUCCCUAUAUUCUACAUCUUGACACCACCUACGAGAUCUGGCAGGUUCUUGAAAGUCAGUUUCAGGCUACUAGUCGCUCAAAGGUGAUUCAGCUAAAAAAUGAGCUUCACCAUGUUUCCAUGAAGAACCUCUCCAUGAUUCAAUACCUGAAUGAGAUUAAGAAGCUCGUGGAUCAAAUCGCAUCGGCUGUUUCCACCAUUGACUCCGAAGAUAUAAUUCUUUAUAUCUUGAACGGACUGUCGCCGGCGUACCAGUCAUUCAAAACGUAUGUCCGUAACUCACCCACUCAGAUUCGACUGGAGAAUUUGUAUGCAAUGCUCGUCAGUGAAGAAAUCCACAUCACCACCAACGCCGUCCGCAGCUCCGCAGAUAUUGUGCAACAGGCAGCCCUGUACGCAAACCGGGGACGCGGUCGACGCAACAGGGGACGUGCUCCACAGUCUCAACAUUAG